Naegleria fowleri is the source of this 783-nucleotide messenger RNA. RefSeq lists its product as uncharacterized. The record is from RefSeq and is a predicted model, not a curated record. The coding region runs from base 1 to 783 and encodes 260 amino acids. The transcript has 2 exons. NCBI's taxonomy places the organism in Eukaryota, Heterolobosea, Eutetramitea, Acrasida, Naegleriidae.
AUGCUUCCUUCCGAAAGAAGUGAUCAUUUGAAUCAAUCCGAAGAAAAAGAAGAAAGAAUUGAAUUUUUAGAACACAAAUAUACUUCCUAUAUUUUAGGAGCUCGUUCAUCGAGUGAUGCUGAUUUAUCCUAUUCAUGUUUAAUGUUUCAAAAGUUAAUCAGGUAUCUGGGAAGUUAUUAUCUCGCGUCACAAAUACCACAUCCAACAAGAACAUCGACAACUCUCACUACCAGAUUUGGAAAUAGCAAUGGUAUUGAUAUUCUGACAGAUAUUAUUCCUCUCUACUUUGGAGAAAGAAUGAAUGAUAUAUUUCCAGGCGUCGAUCUUCAUUGCAAAACAUCAAUUUAUAACUCAAGAAAGUUAGCAGGAAUGGAUGUUGAUGAUUUCAAAAUCUCCAGAGAUGUCAUUGGACAUUUACAACAACCUUUUGGACCAAGAUUAUUGAGAUAUUUCAGCACAUUAUUCUUUGAACAUGCCUUAUUCUUAUUUAGGAAAUUAGAAAAAGAAUGUCGUAACCGCAAACAUAGCAAGCCUUCUGAAAAGACCACAGAAAGAAAUAAUUCGCGAACGGUCACAUUUAAAGAUUUCACCAUGUUUAUUUUCACCGAAAAUGUUGAAAGUAAGGACAAGAUUGCCGCAUCCAUCAAACUCUAUGUUUCAACACUGAAUGAGGAUCCCAACUUUUUAUCAACAAUUCAUUUCAACAUUCGAGCAGCAACAUUUGGAAAUGAUUUCGAAAUUACUUUCAUGCCUCUAUUUCGAUACCAGUCAACGCCAAAAUAG